UCCUGGGGAAGAGGACAGAAGCAUUCCGGAGCCGUAAGGCUGGCAGCUGACUGACAGCCGGAUCCCCAGGCUCCGUCAAACAUUUGCUGAUGAGUUUCAAGUUGGUGAAGGCUCGCAGUGAGAGAUUAAGAGCCCAGGUUGGCAGAGGGAGUGCGCUACAACUCUGAGCUCGGAGAAGGAGUCCGUCCUGUAGCUCAUCUGCUGAGCCCCGGGCUGUGAGGCUGAUGUGUUGCUGUCUGCGGCUGAUACAGCCAGCACCUUGUCUUUCCAGACUGGCAGUCUUGGGCUAGAUUUGCCUGUUGCAUUUGGUUGCCAUAGCAGCAGAAAAAUGAGGAAAAACGGGAACACCUGGCAAGCAGAUGCAGAAACUUGACUGUUCAGUUUUCCUUCCUGGUCUAAGAGACGGUGUUGGUGACAAUCACAGGCCAAAUCCACAUAUGUCGAAGCAAGAAGGAAACCAAAGACCGUCCAGCAUGGUCAGUGAAACGUCCACAGCCGGGACCACUUCUACCAUGGAGGCCAAGCCUGGCCCCAAGAUCAUAAAGUCCAGCAGUAAAGUCCACAGCUUUGGGAAGAGGGACCAAGCCAUUCGGAGGAACCCCAAUGUUCCGGUGGUGGUGAGGGGCUGGUUGCACAAGCAGGACAGUUCUGGGAUGAGGCUGUGGAAAAGGAGGUGGUUUGUGCUGGCUGAUUAUUGCUUGUUUUACUAUAAAGACAGCCGAGAAGAAGUGGUCCUUGGGAGCAUUCCUCUGCCCAGCUACGUGAUCUCAACAGUGGCCCCCGAGGAUCGCAUAAGUCGCAAGUAUUCCUUUAAGGCCGUGCACAUGGGGAUGCGAGCACUCAUCUAUAAUAGCUCCACCCGGGGCUCUCAGGCCGAGCAGUCGGGCAUGAGGACCUACUACUUCAGUGCCGACACCCAGGAGGACAUGAACGCUUGGGUCAGGGCCAUGAACCAGGCUGCACAGGUGCUAUCUCGAUCGUCACUGAAGAGGGACACGGAGAAGGUGGAGCGGCAGGCGGUCCCCCAGGCCAACCACACAGAGUCCUGUCGAGAAUGUGGCCGCAUGGGACCCGGACAUGCAAGGGAUUGUUCUCAUCGCAACCACGAGGAUUCCUUUGGAUUCGAGAGGCGGGAGCAGGAGGAAGACCGGUUCCGGUCCCAGAGGGACCCACUGGAGGGCAAGCGGGACAGGAGCAAGGCCAGGUCCCCAUACUCGCCAGCCGAAGAGGAUGCCUUGUUCGUGGAUUUACCCAGUGGCCCGAGAGGCCAGCAGGCUCAGCCCCAAAGGGCAGAGAGGAACGGUGUGCUGCCUGUCACAUCUGGCCCAGGAGAGCAGAACGGGACUGGCGGGUACCAGCGGGCCUUUCCUUCCAGGACCAACCCUGAGAAGCACAGCCAGAGGAAGAGCAGCCUGGCGCACGUGGAGCAGUGGGCAAAGGCCCAGAAGGCAGACGGCAGGAGCCUGCCCCUGGACCAGACCCUUCCUCGCCAGGGUCCCAGCCAAUCCCUGUCCUUCCCAGAAAACUACCAGACUCUUCCUAAGAGCAGCCGACACCCGUCAGGGGGCUCUUCACCCCCUCCCCGCAACCUGCCGAGUGACUACAAGUACGCGCAGGACCGAGCCAGCCACCUGAAGAUGUCGAGUGAGGAGCGCCGGGCACACCGGGACGGCACCGUGUGGCAGCUCUAUGAGUGGCAGCAGCGCCAGCAGUUCCGGCACGGUAGCCCCACGGCGCCCAUCUGUGCGGGCUCCCCAGAGUUCGCCGACCAGGGCCGGAGCAGGAGCAUGUUAGAGGUGCCCCGCUCCAUCUCUGUGCCUCCAUCUCCCUCGGACAUCCCUCCCCCGGGGCCCCUGAGGGCCUUCCCACCCCGGCGGCCACACACGCCAGCAGAGAGGGUCACUGUGAAGCCACCGGACCAGAGAAGGAGUGUGGACAUCUCGCUGGGCGGUUCUCCCAGGAAGGCAUGGGGCCACACCACCAAGAACUCCUCUCAUGUGGACCGACGCUCCAUGCCCUCCAUGGGUUACAUGACCCACACUGUCAGUGCUCCCAGUUUACAUGGAAAAUCGGCUGACGAUACCUACCUCCAGCUGAAGAAAGACCUGGAGUACCUGGACCUAAAGAUGACAGGCCGGGAUCUUCUCAAGGACCGAAGUCUGAAGCCAGUGAAGAUUGCCGAGAGUGACAUUGACGUUAAACUGAGCGUCUUCUGUGAACAAGACAGGAUCCUCCAGGACUUGGAAGACAAGAUACGAGCCCUUAAGGAGAACAAAGAUCAGCUGGAAUCCGUGCUGGAGGUGUUGCACAGACAGAUGGAGCAGUACCGAGACCAGCCCCAGCACCUGGAGAAGAUUGCCUACCAGCAGAGGCUGCUGCAGGAGGACCUUGUCCACAUCCGGGCAGAGCUCUCCAGAGAGUCCACUGAGAUGGAAAAUGCCUGGAAUGAAUACCUGAAGUUAGAGAGAGAUGUGGAGCAGCUGAAGCAGACCCUGCAGGAGCAACACAGAAGAGCCUUUUUUUUCCAGGAGAAAUCGCAGAUACAGAAGGAUCUCUGGAGGAUCGAAGAUGUCAUUGCAGGCCUGAGUGCAAAUAAAGAGAACUUCAGAAUCCUGGUGGAAUCGGUCAAAAAUCCGGAGAGGAAAACAGUGCCUUUGCUUCCUCACCCGCCUGUGCCUUCAAUCUCCUCUUCUGAGAGCAAGCCGCCCCUGCAGCCCAGCCCGCCCACCAGCCCCAUGCGGACCCCUCUGGAGGUUCGACUCUUCCCCCAGCUGCAAACCUACGUGCCGUACCGACCUCACCCGCCCCAGCUGAGGAAGGUGACGUCUCCCCUUCAGUCACCAACCAAGACGAAGCACAAAGUUGAAGACGAGGCACCUCCCAGGCCCCCGCUCCCUGAGCUCUACAGCCCGGAGGACCAGCCCCCGGCCGUGCCACCUCUACCGAGGGAGGCCACCAUCAUCCGGCACACUUCAGUGAGGGGCCUCAAGCGGCAGUCGGACGAGAGGAAGCGAGACCGGGAGCAGGGGCAGUGUGUGAACGGGGACUCGAGGGUGGAACUCCGGUCAUACGUCAGUGAGCCUGAGCUGGCGACCUUCACUGGGGACAUGGCCCCUCCCUCCCUGGGACUCGUGGGCUCUGAGAGCAGGUACCAGACGUUGCCAGGCAGAGGGCUCUCGGGGUCCACGUCAAGGCUCCAGCAGUCGUCCACCAUUGCUCCCUACGUCACGCUUCAGAGGGGUCUAGAUGCCGAAAGCAGCAAGGUGACCUACCCUAGACCCAGGAGUGCCUUGGAGCGCCUGUACUCAGGGGACCACCAGCGGGGCAAGAUGAGCGCGGAGGAGCAGCUCGAGCGCAUGAAGCGGCACCAGAAGGCGCUGGUCCGGGAGCGCAAGAGGAUGCUGAGCCAAGGAGAGAGGACGGGUCUGCCCUCGUCCCGCUACCUCAGCCAACCACUCCCUGGAGAUCUCGGCUCAUGGAAGCGCGAGCAGGACUUUGACCUGCAGCUGCUGGAACGGGCCGUACAAGGGGACAGAAAGGACAAGGAGGAGAAUGGCUGGCUGAAGGUGCGGGCUGUGCCUGUCACUGAGUUGGACCUGGAACCACAAGACUAUGACGUGGACAUCAGCAGAGAGCUCUCCAAACCAGAGAAGGUCUCCAUCCCCGAGCGUUACGUGGAGCUGGAUCCUGAAGAGCCGCCCAGCCUGGAGGAGCUGCAGGCGCGGUACCGCAAAGCCGAGAAGAUCCGGAACAUCCUUGCCCGGUCCAGCAUGUGCAACCUGCAGCCAGUGUCUGGCCAGGACCAGGACAGCGUGGCCGGCCUGGGCUCGCAGCUGCAGGAGCAGGAGCGCAUCAUCAACAUCUCCUACGCCCUGGCCUCCGAGGCCUCGCAGCGCAGCAAGCAGGUGGCAGCACAGCAGCUGGCCCUCCUCCCGCCUAAAGCCCCCCUGUCCUCCAGGACGGUGCCACCUUACCCCCCCUUAAGCAACGGACUCCACUACACCUUUGUCUAACACCUUCCAACCCAGGCAGUGACUGACCCGUGAUCCAGCGUGCAGAGAAGUCUGGAGCCAGGGGCCAGUGGAACCAGUUUCCUCCGAGAAGAUUGAUCCUUCUUCCCCUUCCAGCUGAGCCGGGGUUCAGGCUGGAGGACAGAGCACCACCAGCUGUGGGGCAUUCACCACAGGGCUAGGACCUAACACCCACGCUUGUUUUAGUUCAGACUCCUUUUUACAUGUGACAAAGGCACUUUUAAUACACACUGUAAAAUACUGACUCUGUAUUUUAGAAUCAGGCUAUAUUUUAUAAUGUUCACCUCAAGGGCUGAGUGGCUGAGAAGGUGAGGAUGCAGGAUUUUGGAGCUGCACAUACAGAUUCAGGUACUGUUUGGGUGGUGGGUGUGGGUGGGAGCCGAAGGGCAGGGUGAGCAGAGGCCAGUCCAGCGUCUGCUGAACUCAAGUGAGGUUGGAUUGGAGCUGUACUUCCAGUGGAUUCCAGUGUUGGGCUCAUUGGUCUGUUGUCCAGGGCAGUGAUCAGCUGACCCUGACCUGGCCUGAUGACCAGCUCUGUAGGGUGAAACUCCACCGAGCUGGCACGUGGAGCCUCGGCCUUGGGCCUGGCUUAGGCCCAAAGGUGUGUCCAAGAACUUUGGUUCCCAACCUGCCCAUGAGGUUGUCUCAGCAAAGGGCUCUUCAAAAAAAAAAAAAACAAAACAAAAACAGUUCGCUGUAAUUAAAAAAAAAAAAAAAUACACUUUGAAAUACAGAAAAGGUGAGAAGAAACACCUUUGAUUUGUAUCAUAAGCAAUAAACGUCACACUGGGUGGCAUCUACCUACAACUCCCUGAGUCCGCACUAGGCUGUGAAAGGUAUCCUGGGGUCUUUGCGGCUGGCCCCUGAGAACACAGGUCAGCCUACCCAGGACUUGGGUCAGGCGGCAGGUGGGCAGGCAGCAGGCCCCUACCCUCCCUGAUGGCCAGCAGGGCCACGAUGACAGGACUAUGACUUGACUUCCAGCCUAAAACGGGGAGGGCGCUGUUAAGCCAGGCGCAGUGUUUGUGGCCCUUUAUGUAAGUCAUGAGCUCAUGAUAUUCUGCAUCCGGAAAAUGAAGUUGAAAGACAAACAGACAAACAAACAAAAAACAACUCCAUUGGGUGGAGCCACACUUUAAAUGAAAAUUUGUCUUUGACUAUGGUCAGAAAAAUAAUCUUGAAUAUAUUUAGAAGUUGCCGUCUAUUUUUAACUAACUCCAUAUGCUGCCAGUAUCAACUUCAUGACAUUUGCCAAAAUAAGAUUUUAUUUUUGCCUUUAUAAGAUUUUGUUGGAAAAAAUGAAAUGACUAUUUUGCAAGAAAAAGUUAAUUUAAAUAAAACUGUAAUGGUUUGCAAAAAAAAAAAAUGUGAUGUAC
Messenger RNA from Balaenoptera musculus (blue whale), 5407 nucleotides. It is a transcript of the gene PLEKHA7, whose product is annotated as pleckstrin homology domain containing A7. Gene Ontology annotation, molecular function: protein binding. Gene Ontology annotation, cellular component: pore complex; zonula adherens. NCBI's taxonomy places the organism in Eukaryota, Metazoa, Chordata, Mammalia, Artiodactyla, Balaenopteridae. Gene Ontology annotation, biological process: epithelial cell-cell adhesion; cell-cell adhesion mediated by cadherin; zonula adherens maintenance. The record is from RefSeq and is a predicted model, not a curated record. Bases 360 to 4013 code for a protein of 1217 amino acids. The transcript is spliced from 26 exons.